AGGAGAACGCCAAUUUUGCCUUCACGGGCAGCUUUCCAUUCGAGCACGGACGCAUGGGCUUCAAGAACAUACACGACGUGAACUCCGUCGGCGACUUCUGGUCGUGGCUCAACCUGGGGCUGCUGCCGCUCUUCUUCCCCGAGAGGGGCACCUGGGACGUAUCCGAGAGCCGCGUCAACGUCGCGGCCCAUUGCCAGUCCUUCAAGAGUUCCCUGCAGGCGGCCGCCUGGCCUGAGUCGAGCUUGGCCGGCACGAAGGACGCGACCAACAUGCACGGCACUUUUCUGAGACCCGGCGGGGUGCAAUGCCCCGAGGGCGGCGACGGCCCCGAGCGCCCCAAGAGCGUCUACGGGGAGGAGCAGGUUGCACCGUACCUCUUCCAUAACGAGAUCGUAGUGGGCAUGCGGAUGCAGCAGGAGUACACGCCGGAGGUCAAGUGCCCCGACAGCGCCGAGAGGUUCCGAGGGGAGCUGUUCGGCGGCGAGUGCCUGGACUUCGGCCCGUACAAGCUGCAGCCCGAGCUGAGCACCAUCCUCCAAGGCGACCGGGAGCUCCUGGACCACCCUAACGGACGAACCGUGUACCUUCCUACUCGCACGCCGCUGACCACACUGCUGAACAUCACCAGGCAGUUGGAGAAUGAGGUCUGGUUCAGCCCUAAGACGAGAAAGAUUAAUUUGCUGUACACGACCUACAACCCAUCCUACAACACCAUGACCGGCACGUUCUUGUUUUUUGUUUUGACCCGUUCAGGACACAUAUUCAAGGUUGUUGAGCCGAUCACUGUUGUUAUGGACGCCUACCCCACCUGGGGAAGUUAUGUGCCCGACCUGGUCUGGUUCCUCUGCAUAGUGAAGCUCGGGGCCGCGGAGUUCAUUGAAAUCUCCCAGUUCUGGCGCGAGUUUGGGGCCUGGGAGGGCACUGCCAGAUAUGCUUCUCCAUUGAAUCUCAUCGACUGGUUGAACGUCUGUUACGCCCUCGUUAUUGUCAUCUUAUGGGGGUUACAGAUAAGCGCAAUCAAUGGAUUGCACACAAUGCUCCUCCUGGCAAACCCAGAUACCCCAGGCAGCUUCGGCAGUGAGGCCGCGAUGGGUGCUUAUUUUGACCAGGUUGAGAGCGUCUGCCUUGGCCAGACGUCUCUUCGACGGAUCUUAGCAUUCUAUCCACUUGUAAUUAUCUCUGGUUUCAUGAAGCCCUUCAGCGCUCAACCAAGACUUGGUGUGAUGACGAGGACCUUGUCGGCAGCGGCAGUGGACAUCGCCCACUUUUUCUUUGUGUUCAGCGUUGUGUUCGGCAUGUAUUCCAUAAUGGGCAUGGUGCUGUUUGGUGAAGAGUUAGUUGAGUUUGCGACCCUUCCCCGUGCAAUCACGAGCACUUUCCAUUGUUUGCUCGGAAACCUCGUGGGACAGGAGCAGUUGCCCGACGACGAGUUCCCGAUGGCGAGAGCUGGCCAGCUCGAGGCUGCGCUUUGGCUUUGGUCUUUCUGUUGGAUCAUCAACCUGAUCAUGCUGAACAUGCUGCUUGCCAUCGUGAUGGACACGUACGCCUCAGUGGUGUCCAACAUGCCUGCCGACGCAGAAACGCUCACGUCCCAAGCGGUGGAGAUAGCCACCCGCCUCUGGCACCAGGUGAAGUGGAAGUACGCCCCUCUGGAGAAGAUACUCAGCGUCGUGGACCCCAUCACGCUCGACGACGGCCCGGAGAAGGACGACGACGACGACGUGGACGUGCCGACCCUCAUCAGGGACUGCGACGACCGGAAUCUCUCACUGCCCACGGCGCAGGCUAUCGCCGUGGUCGAAGUCCGCACUGCUGGCGAGCCUGGUCGGCGGGCAAUCCACGUCGGAGACGACGAGGACGGUGAGGAUCGUCGAGAUGGAGAUCAAGGCGCUGCUGCAGAUCGUAGAGGCGAACAACGCCUUGCUGAGUGCGAGAGACGACCCUUUCGCCGGCGAUGAGCCCGACAACGAAGAGAGCGGCGGGACCAAGGCGAACAACGCCUUGCUGAGCGCGAGAGACGACCCUUUCACCGGCGCUGAUCCCGACGAAGCAGGGAGCGACGGGACCAAGGGCGACUCUGCGGCGGAGGACGGCGAGAGCCCCCGGGUUGCGAUAUAGCAGGCCCGAGUGCGUGGUGUGCUUCUCCUGUGGCACCCGUCUUCUCUUGCUCCUGCCGCUCAUCCUCGUCCUCCUCAGUUUCUCAUCCGGCUCGAUCUCCUUCUGCGCGCUGUAGAGCACCCACGGUGCCAGCGACAGACCGAAUCUGCCGCCUGCGUCGCAGUAGGGAACGGACAAAGGUCGCCGUGCCGACAGGUGGGGAGGCAGAUUGA
Molecule: messenger RNA, 2330 nt
Organism: Prorocentrum cordatum
Lineage: Eukaryota; Dinophyceae; Prorocentrales; Prorocentraceae
Source: the annotation of a GenBank genome assembly